GUCCCCGGGGCGGCUCCUUCCGCCCGCGCACCCGUCCCUCCAUCCCGGGACCCCGCAGCCGGCGGCAGUAAGCAGCCGCGGGCCGAGUGGUAGUGGUGGUGGGGGGUCCCUGCCACGCCGCCCGCCGCCAUGGAGCCGGGAGCGGCCGGCGACUCCAGGGCCGCCAAGCCGGGACCUUGCGUGAGCGGCGCGGCCCGAGCGGCCUCCGGCGAGCCCGGGCGCCGCAUGCCGACCGUGGCGGCCGUGCUGCCGGCUGGCGGCUGCGGGGAGAGGAUGGGCGUCGGGACCCCGAAGCAGUUCUGCCCUAUCCUGGAGAGGCCGCUCAUCAGCUACACCCUGCAGGCCCUGGAGAGAGUGUGCUGGAUAAAGGACAUCGUCGUGGCCGUGACUGCUGAGAACAUGGGCGUCAUGGAGCGCAUCGUGCAGAAGUAUCAGCACACCCGUGUGUCACUGGCAGAGGCUGGGGUGACGCGCCACAGGUCCAUUUUCAAUGGCCUCAAAGCCCUGGCAGAGGAUGAGCCUGGCUGCAAGCUCUCCAAGCCACAAGUUGUGAUCAUCCACGAUGCUGUCAGGCCGUUCGUGGAGGAAGACAUCCUCCUGCAAGUUGUGUUGGCUGCAGAGGAACACGGGGCAGCGGGAGCAAUUCGACCUCUUGUGUCCACUGUCAUCAGCGCCUCUGCUGACGGUUGCCUGGACCACUCUCUGGAGCGCGCCACACACCGGGCGAGUGAGAUGCCACAGGCCUUCCUGUUUGACGUGAUCUAUGAGGCCUAUCAGCAGUGUAGCGACUAUGACCUGGAAUUUGGAACGGAGUGUUUGCAACUGGCUCUAAAGUACAGUGACACUAAAGCCAAACUUGUGGAGGGGUCCCCUGACCUGUGGAAGGUGACCUACAAACGAGAUCUGUCUGCUGCAGAGUCGAUGAUUAAGGAGAGAAUCUCGCAAGAGAUUUGUAUGGUUAUGGACACAAAAGAAGAUACAGAACGUGUGGUCUAUCUUCUUGAAGAAGUGCUAAAAAAAGAAUUAAAUAACGUGAAAAUUGUGUCUGGUGUUCGGAGUCACGGAGGCAGAGAUAUCCAGCAGAUCACCUUACCACAAUGCUACAAUUUUGUUUGUGUGAAUGAUGCGGCCUCAGAUUUUCCAGAAACCCAGCAGUUACUGAGUGUGCUGGAGCAGAGCGAUCUUUCCAUCUUAUAUCCGGUUGUCGUCGUCUUGGUAUACUUUCUUGAUUUUAAAUCAGUACCUCUUGGUCAGAAAAUGGAAAGCCUUAUGUGGAUUAGGGAGUUUGCAAAGGAAAUGAAAAAAAGAAAUAUUUUACUAUGUGGGCUUCUUAUAUGUUAUCCACAGGAUGAGCAGGAGCUACAGGAAAGUUUAAAGCAAGGCGCCGCCAUUAUCGCCGCGUUAAUCAAAGACAGAAACCCCGGGCUCAUUGGUCAGCUGCUGGUCGCGUGAAGAAUGUGACGAGAAAAUGACCUCUGAGGAUUUCAGAACCAUCGAGCUACACCUCUCCAUUGCGCUUGCCCGUUGUAUGAGACAGAGUGUGGGUCUUCUGUUCCUUAUAACUUGUCAAAUGUGGUGCACAGAUUAUAGAAGUUGGAGGAAUGUCUAUAUCUGUGACAUAAAAAGUACUUCAAUGUGUGGGGACUAUAAAUUGCCUGAACCAGAGGCAAGGCAGUAGUGGAAAAUAAAACACUUAAAGGUCCUUUUCACAGAGGUGUGAAAGGUCAGAGGGUAAUAGUGGUGGGCGAGCUAAGCCUGUAGAGAAUGAGAAUGUAGAAAACUUGGCCUGCUGUCUUCGCUCGCUGUUCACUGAUAACUCACACUGUCGAAGCUGAAGGGUAAGCUUCCGAAUUAUUCUAAAAUUGUCCCUCCCCUCCCUCUAUGUGCUAUUUUGUCUUUUUGUUCUGUUCUGGAAUUUCCCCCCACCUUAAAAACCCUGAAGAGAACAACAGGAAAUGGAGCUUUUUGUUUCAAAUGUCUUCACCAUUUGCCGUGGGUUACUCUAGAUCCCUAAAGCAAAUACAGUCUUCUCUUCUUUCAUUUCUAAGGUGUAUGUUUUCCUUCGUUUGCAAAAUAGAAUUCUGACUUUAUUUUCCAGGGUCUCUGAUUUUUCUGAGUAAGUGUUAAAGAAGACUGGAAAGCUUUGUAAAUGUGAUUUUAGCCAGUGUGUAUUUGGACAUCUUCUGUAAGACUAGAAAUACCAUUGUCCAUCAUAGAGUUAAAUUGUUCUUUAAAUCCAGAUGUCAUUGCUUUUUAAAAUCAAUUCUUUCACUUUACAUUUCCACUGGCUUAUACUUUUAAAAUAUUAAUAUUUUCCCCUAUGUUGCCUUUCAUGAUUACCGGUAUCCAGUCAUCAGAAAUGCUUUUUGCUCUCUACCCACAUGUAUUUUUAUGAAAACAGAUCAGAUGAGGUUGGGCUAGGGCUUGAGUUGCGUGUGGGAACUAUAAAUCUUGGGUGAAAUGUGUUCAGUGAGAGACUGUAAACUAUCUACCUUGUGGAAUGGCUCCUGUAACAUUUUGUGUGAUUCCCCCCCUCCCCCAUAUUUCUCAUAUGUAUCCAGUAGGAGAGUUUAUAUUUUACGAGGAAGUAAUAGUGAGUGGGAUAGAAUGGGCUGGGGGUAACUGGGGCAAUUCGUUCUCCUAAAUGAAAUGUGUCAUUUGGACUUGGGCUUGGAUCUCAGUUCUUGGACUCCCCCCUCUUUCCCCCGUCUCCAGGGAUGCUAAGAAACACUGAACUAAGCAGUCAGGGCAGGCUGUCAAGGCUGACAGUGUGAGCCCUGUGUGGAUUCUCGUUGGGAGGCCUCUGCCCUAGUUAGAGGCAGGCUGUGUGGGGGCAGGAGCCGCUGGGGUGCUCAGGCCAGGCACCCCUGGAAGUCCUUAGGCAAAAAUGUUGGGCGACUUUGGGAGACUCCUCAAGGCAGAGGGAGCAAGUUCUCAGGGCUUUCAAGACAGAGAGCUUUAGAGAAAAAGGCGGGAAACUGAGGGGAUUUGCAGCACAGCAAAAACAUGCAGCAGCUUUGGGCUGCUGGCUGAGCUAACAUCAUUUUUUUUUAACUUUUAUUGAAUGAAUAUAAAUUUCCAAAGUACAGCUUAUGGAUUACAAUGGCUUCCCCCCGCCCCCCAUAAAUUCC
Messenger RNA from Lepus europaeus (European hare), 3131 nucleotides. RefSeq names its product CDP-L-ribitol pyrophosphorylase A (gene CRPPA). NCBI's taxonomy places the organism in Eukaryota, Metazoa, Chordata, Mammalia, Lagomorpha, Leporidae. Gene Ontology annotation, cellular component: cytosol. The coding region runs from base 130 to 1452 and encodes 440 amino acids. The record is from RefSeq and is a predicted model, not a curated record. The transcript has 10 exons. Gene Ontology annotation, molecular function: D-ribitol-5-phosphate cytidylyltransferase activity. Gene Ontology annotation, biological process: protein O-linked glycosylation via mannose; isoprenoid biosynthetic process.